UUACACAUUACAUCCACACAACACAACAUAACCUCGUAAAUCUCACUUCGUCGAGUCAACCACAUUUUGAUUGAUAUAGCCUAUGGGAUUUAUUGGUUGUUAUUGUGUACAUUUAAUUACGUACACAAUAUAGUAUUGAACGCAUAUUUCUCACAAUUAACUAGAUAUGGAUGAAUCACACAAGGAUAUAAUUACAGUUGAAGACGGAGAUGAAAAGAGCAGUAAAGAUUUUAUGGACAUUGUCAAGGAAGGAUAUGAUGCACUAAUGCCAACUAUCAGGGCAUCCAACAGUCUACCCAAAGGACAGCAAUGGGAUUUAUUCUGCACAUCUCCAAAAUUUAAAGAUGUCAUGGACUCCCUUGGGAAUAAAGCUUUGGAACUGAUGGCUGUAAUUCUUCAUCAUCAAGGUGUGAAUCGGGAUAUAAGAAAAAGAGACUUGGAAGAGAAAUAUGAAUUGGUGGUCGAAGCUAAUGAUAAAAUUUUAGAAAGAGUGGGUACACAUUUAGAUGAACUUUCUGGUAUUAAAAGAAACAACCCAUCUGGCUUUUCAUCAGACAUAGUUGUCAGCCAAGUGAGUGCUGCUAGUGGGAGUUGGAAUAGAGACAUCGCUAAUUCUGCUGCAUGGAAAGAAGUUAGACACUCCAAGAAUCCUGAGAAACCAAUGGUUUUAAAGAAUGCCCGCGUAACUCAGCGCCCUCAGGUCAAGUUUCAUGAUAAAAUUGACAACAGUUCUGUGCCAUUUGAACCCAGGAUUAAAGAAAAACCGAAUUCACUAAAGCCUUUGGCCAUACUUUUGGAAUCACUUCCUAAUGAAGAUGCUUGUUACAGUCACCCAUAUGAGUUUGAAAUAGAAAGAUUUCAAGAUAAAAUUGAUUCAUUCGACUUGGAUCCCAAAAAACCUACACCUCCCAAGCCUAUUGAAGAAACACCUUUAUUGACAAUAACCCAAGAAGAUCAAUUAAUGGACAUGCUUAAGGAUCUACAUUCACAAAAAGAAAUUGCUGUGGACUUGGAGCACCACUCAUACCGAUCAUUCCAAGGAUUUACAUGUCUCAUGCAGAUCUCCACGCGUGAGAAAGAUUACAUUAUAGACACUUUGGAAUUAAGACACAAGCUAUAUGUUCUCAAUGAAGUAUUCACCAAUCCCAAAAUUGUCAAGGUGUUCCACGGUGCUGAUAGUGAUGUUCAGUGGCUACAACGUGACUUGUGCUUGUAUGUUGUCAACAUGUUUGACACAUAUCAAGCCUCCCUGCUACUUUCUCUGCCGAGGCUCAGUCUGGCUUUCCUCCUUAAGACAUUCUGCAAUAUUGACGCUAACAAGCAUUUCCAGUUAUAUGACUGGAGGACAAGACCACUCUCUAAAGAAGCCAUAAAGUAUGCUCGGGAAGACACCCAUUACUUGCUAUAUAUCUACGAUAUGCUGUGGAACAAACUCUUAGAGAAAUCCAGUGGUGGCCCUCAACUACUACAGAGUGCUCUCUUCCGCAGUGCAGAUACUUGCAAGAAGAGGUAUUGGAAAUCAAUAUUCAAGGAAAACAGCCAUGAGCACAUGUACUAUCAGAGCAAGAAGAAUUUUGACAACAGGCAAAUGUUUGCAUUUAAGGAGUUGUAUGCAUGGAGAGACAAGACAGCAAGAGAAGAAGAUGAAAGUACUGGGUAUGUAUUACCAAAUCACAUGUUGCUGUUGAUUGCUGAGAAGCUGCCCAAGGAAAUGCAGGGCAUUCUUGCUUGUUGUAACCCUAUUCCUCCUCUAGUCAGGCAAAAUCUAGUUCUCCUUCAUCAACUCAUUCUGAAAGCAAGAGAACAACCAUUAGUUGCAGAGGUUGCUUUGAAGUUAAAUAGUGAGAACCAUGCCAGGCCAGUUCCACAAGCAAAUGUGAACCUCGAUGGAGCUCUUCACUGCCCCCAUGACCUGACACACAGUAUGGACUUUCGAGAUGACUUGCCAACACUCCUCAACAACGCUCUCAGCAUUGACACGAAUCACAAUGCUACAUUACUACAGAGCAAGCCUACUCUGUCUGUGUUUGGCGAUGAGGAUGCAAGUAAGGAACCUGAAGGUAACAAUUCGUCCAAAGUAAAUUUACCAAACCAAAUACAUUUUAUGAGCCCAUUUGAGCGCUACAAAAAAAUGUUAACAUACUUGGAAGAUGAAAAGAAAAAAUCAAAAGAAGAAAGGGAACAAGAGCUUAUCAGAGACACACAAAAACUACUGGAUGAGUGUAUGAGAGAGAAGCAGCGAAGUUCUGCUGCAGGAACUUGUGAGAUUUUAGAAAGCCCAGCUGAUGAAGUAUUAAAAGUCAAGGAAGAAACACAGGAUUACAACCCAAGAAAACGAGAUCGUUCACAAGACAGUAGCAACUACAAUACUCCUAUUGGGAUAAAAUCAGGAAGCAAUCAUGGUGAAACCUCUCGCAAAUCUAAAAAGACUAAAAUUCUAAAUAAACCCAAGAUGACUGCAUAUGAAGAGUUCAAGGCACAACUUUUUAAUACACCUGUUACCAUAAAAAAUGAAGAUGACGCAUCUGUUAGGAUUAAAAACGAAGAUGAUACAACCGUUGACAGGUGUUCUCCUCCAAAAAAGAGGAAAGUUAACAAUAAAAUUGAAGUUGUACCAGUUAGUGUUGGCAAGAAACCCAGUAGCAAGACUGUUACCAAUAAGACUUCAUCAGAAACCUUUAUUAAGUAUGAUUAUAGUCAAGUUGACUUCAGCAAAUUUCAGAGUCCUCAGCUGUCCGCAAUUCCUAAAAGUAGCCAGUCCAAAUUUAAACAUAAGGGUAAAAAGAAACAACAAAACAAAUCUUUCACCUUUGUCAGGCAAUACGGAAACAACAGUGGUAAAAAAUGAACUUGGACUCUACACAUGAGAGAAUCAACAUUGAGACCUGUAAAUUUGGACUCUGUAAAUAAAGUAUAAGAUUUGUUACUAUUUCAAA
Homalodisca vitripennis (glassy-winged sharpshooter) is the source of this 2936-nucleotide messenger RNA. It is a transcript of the gene Rrp6, whose product is annotated as exosome component 10. Gene Ontology annotation, biological process: TRAMP-dependent tRNA surveillance pathway; exonucleolytic trimming to generate mature 3'-end of 5.8S rRNA from tricistronic rRNA transcript (SSU-rRNA, 5.8S rRNA, LSU-rRNA); histone mRNA catabolic process. NCBI's taxonomy places the organism in Eukaryota, Metazoa, Arthropoda, Insecta, Hemiptera, Cicadellidae. The transcript is spliced from 16 exons. Gene Ontology annotation, molecular function: 3'-5'-RNA exonuclease activity; nucleotide binding; nucleic acid binding. The record is from RefSeq and is a predicted model, not a curated record. Bases 167 to 2848 code for a protein of 893 amino acids. Gene Ontology annotation, cellular component: nucleolus; nuclear exosome (RNase complex).